Messenger RNA from Pipistrellus nathusii (Nathusius's pipistrelle), 777 nucleotides. NCBI's taxonomy places the organism in Eukaryota, Metazoa, Chordata, Mammalia, Chiroptera, Vespertilionidae. The record is from the annotation of a GenBank genome assembly.
AUGUCUCCUGCCAUCGCACUAGCCUUCCUGCCACUGGUGGUGACAUUGCUGGUGCGGUACCGGCACCAUUUCCGACUUCUGGUGCACACGGUCUUGCUGCGGAGCCUCCGAGACUACCUGUCAGGGCUACGGGUUGAGGAACGGGCCUUCAGCUAUGUGCUCACCCACGCCCUGCCUGGGGACCCUACUCAAAUCCUCACCACCCUGGACCACUGGAGCAGUCACUGCGAGUACCUGAGCCACAUGGGGCCUGCCAAAGGUCAGAUCCUGAUACGGCUGGUGGAGGAGAAGGCCCCUGCUUGUGUGCUGGAGCUGGGUUCCCACUGCGGCUACUCCACACUGCAUAUUGCCCGGGCCCUGCCCCCUGGGAGCCGCCUUCUCACUGUAGAGCGGGACCCACGCACAGCAGUGGUGGCUGAAAAACUCAUCCGCUUGGCUGGCUUCGACGAGCGCAAGGUGGAGCUCAUCGUGGGUAACUCAGAGGAGGUGAUCGCGAGCCUACGAGCCAAGUACCAGCUGAGUCGGGUAGAUUUGGUACUCCUGGCACACCGGCCCCGAUGUUACCUGCGGGACCUGCAGCUUCUGGAGGGUCACGCUCUGCUGCCAGUUGGUGCCACUGUGUUGGCGGACCACGUGCUCUUCCCUGGUGCCCCCCGCUUCCUGCAGUACGCCAAGAGCUGUGGCCGCUACCGCUGCCGCCUCCAUCACACUGGCCUCCCAGACUUUCCUGCCAUUAAGGACGGCAUAGCCCAGCUCACCUACUCGGGACCUGGCUGA